CCCGCCGGCCGUAGCCGGCCUCCGCAGGAGGGGGGCACGGCGGGCUGCCCUUUCCUCGCCGCCGCCGCCGCCGCCGGGGGCUCCAUGUGAGAGACGGGCCUGGCCCUCGCCGGCCGCCAGCUGCGUGACUGACUUGCUUCUCUGACCCCGGACCGGCCGCACGUCUCCUCCCCUCCUCUCUCGGGGGUCCGUCCACUGUCACCCGCGCCCGGGUCCGCGCUCCCUUCCCUCCCCCCCAGCCCCCGGGGGGGAGCGGUGACAGGCCGUGAAGGGGGAGGGGGGUGGGCCGAAGGUGGGGGUGCCCCCCAAAGCCCAGCCCCCUCGGAGGAUCGCGGAGGCCCCCCUUGGGGCCGUGGAGCACCAGGAAAGGCUGUCCCAGGAUCGACCUAGCCAGGCACGGACGUCCUGGUGUGGCGGUGGCGGCCCCCCCCGCCCCCUGCAGUCCUUGGAGCCAGGAAUUUAAAGAAUGCUGAUGGGAGACCCAUUUUCCUAAAGAACAAUUUGUCAAGCUGGUUGCCACUAUGGAUGAUCAGCAAGCCUUGGAUUCAAUAAUGCAAGAUCUGGCUGUCCUCCAUAAGGCCAGUCGACCAGCAUUAUCCCUACAGGAAACCAGAAAACCAAAAUCUUCAUCACCCAAAAAACAGAAUGAUGUUCGAGUCAAAUUUGAACAUCGGGGUGAAAAAAGAAUCCUUCAAUUUCCCAGACCACUUAGAUUAGAAGAGCUGAGUUCUAAAGCCAAAAUUGCUUUUGGACAGUCUAUGGAUCUACAUUAUACCAAUAAUGAGCUGGUGAUUCCAUUAACUACACAAGAUGACUUGGACAAAGCUGUAGAACUAUUAGAUCGCAGCAUUCACAUGAAGAGUCUCAAGAUACUACUUGUAACACAUGGUCAUAUACAGGCUGCUAACUUGGAGCCUUUGCCAUCACUGGAAGAUUUGGAUAAUACAGUAUUUAGAGUAACAGAGAUUAAAAAACGGCUUCCUGUGAUAGUUCCUACUACCAGAGAUAGAAGUUCACCUCCCCCUGGUUACAUUCCAGAUGAACUACAUCAGGUUGCUAGAAAUGGGUCAUUUACUAGUAUCAACAGUGAAGGAGAGUUUAUUCCAGAAAGCAUGGACCAAAUGUUGGAUCCACUCUCAUUGAGCAGUCCUGAAAAUUCUGGCUCAGGAAGCUGUCCAUCACUUGAUAGCCCUCUGGAUGGUGACAGCUAUCCCAAAACUCGAAUGCCAAGAGCACAGAGCUAUCCAGAUAAUCAUCAGGAAUUUACAGAUUAUGAUAAUCCUAUCUUUGAGAAAUUUGGAAAAGGAGGUACUUAUCCAAGAAGAUAUCAUGUAUCAUAUCACCAUCCAGACUAUAAUGAUGGUCGAAAGACUUUUCCAAGGGCCAGAAGGACUCAAGGGAACAGCUUCCGUUCUCCAGUCAGUUUCAGUCCUACUGAUCGUUCAUUAAGUACCAGUAGUGGAAGCAGCAUCUUUACUCCAGAGUAUGAGGAUAGUAGAAUAAGAAGGGGAAGUGAUAUAGAGAACCCCACUCUGACUGUAAUGGACAUAAGCCCACCCAGCCGUUCACCAAGAGCACCAACUAACUGGAGACUAGGCAAAUUGCUUGGUCAGGGAGCCUUUGGCAGAGUAUAUUUAUGUUACGAUGUUGAUACAGGAAGAGAGCUUGCUGUUAAACAAGUUCAGUUUGACCCUGAUAGUCCAGAGACUAGCAAGGAAGUAAAUGCACUUGAGUGUGAAAUUCAGUUGUUGAAAAACCUACUGCAUGAGCGAAUUGUUCAGUAUUAUGGCUGCUUACGGGAUCCCCAGGAAAGAACACUUUCCAUAUUUAUGGAAUAUAUGCCAGGGGGUUCAAUUAAGGACCAGUUAAAAGCAUAUGGAGCUCUUACUGAGAAUGUGACCAGGAAAUAUACCCGGCAGAUUCUGGAGGGAGUUCACUACUUGCACAGUAAUAUGAUUGUACAUAGAGAUAUUAAAGGAGCAAAUAUUCUUCGAGAUUCAGCAGGAAAUGUGAAGCUGGGGGAUUUUGGUGCCAGUAAACGACUUCAGACAAUCUGUCUUUCUGGUACAGGAAUGAAGUCUGUCACAGGCACACCAUACUGGAUGAGUCCUGAAGUCAUCAGUGGGGAAGGUUAUGGCCGAAAAGCAGAUAUCUGGAGUGUGGGCUGUACUGUAGUAGAAAUGCUAACUGAGAAACCACCUUGGGCUGAGUUUGAAGCAAUGGCUGCCAUAUUUAAAAUUGCUACUCAGCCAACCAAUCCAAAGCUGCCACCUCAUGCUUCAGACCAUAGUCGAGAUUUCCUCAAGAGGAUUUUUGUAGAGGCCAAAUUGAGACCAUCAGCUGAUGAACUCUUAAGGCACAUGUUUGCGCAUUACCACUAGCACUCAGUGCUAGUCAGUGCCUCUCCCAGCUCAGACCUACUGCAUUUACCUUCUCUCUAACUGCACUUUUUUCUUUUUAUAAAGAGAGAAAGAGAAAAAAGAGGAAAGAAAAAAGAGGGAAAGUAUUUCUCUUGAUUCUUGGUUUCAUUAAUUUGUCUAAAAAUAAUCUCAAGUUUUUUAUAUUUAGAAUACUUCUCCCCUAUCAGGACUUGAAUUUUUUUUUUAUAAUGUACUGAUGUGAUUCUCAGAGAUAAAAGCACUUUAGUACAUAUUCAUCAUUAUUUAAAAAAAAAAGCAACAAAGAAACUAUAAAAUUCUUAAAGAUAAGAUAGCCUUUUCUCAUACUCCUGACGCAUUUUUGGUGAGGGGGAGAUGGAAAAAGAUAAAUAAAAUUACUUCUAAUUUCCAUUAUUUAGUGAUAGUAGUUAAAAUAGAUCCGCACGCCUGGGGUUGAGCCCCAGAAUAGAUUAGAUUGCUGAUAGACUUAAAUAAUAUAGACUUCAUCAUGAGUGUGUAUGCCCUGCCAUAUCCUAGCUUCUGCCUGCCACUCCUUUUGCUGAAAAUACAUCUUGAUGUAAAAUAUAAGUUUCUAAGAGGUAUGUUUACUUAACAUACUUAACAACUCUCAGAGAGCCAGAAUUAUAGGUAAAUACACUAUAAUAGAUCCAUUUUUCGGGAGAAGACAAAGCUUAAGAGAUAACCCUCUAGUGAAAAAUGAAGUCAUGCUACUAUAUUUUUAAACAUAUGGAAAGUCAGCAAGAAAUUCUGUUAAAAGCAAAAUGUAAGAGGAAAAUGUUUUUCUUAAGUGAUGUGAACGGACAAAAUUAUAAGAGACAUCCAAUGGGGUAGUCAAAAGGAAUAGUAAAAGGACAAAAAACUGUUCAGUAUUUUUUGUUUUACUCUGAGGGGAAAAAGGCCUCCAAUUAAUUGAAAAUGGAGAUGAACUGAAAACAGUCAAAAAGAUACAUACCUUCUUCCUUUCUUUAGCUACCACUUCCUUGUAUAUAGCAUUAAAUACCAUCCAGUCUAGGGGGACCCAUGCUUUGAAGGUCUUGAUUGUCUUGGCAGAAAAUAAAAAUCAUGCCUUCGUGGUCAUAUAAAAAGCAAUAAUGCACUUGGGGGGGAAAAGCAUAUAAUCUCAAGAGUUAUUCAAUUGUGUACCUAAAAACAACAAUUGAAAAAGAUCUCUUGCAAAGAGGUAAUACCUGAACUUCAAGAAAUAUUCACAAAUUUAGCACAAGGAUUGUCCAAUAGCAAUUACCAUUACUUCAGAACAAGUGAUAAAUGUCCCAGAAAAUAGAAAACCCUUUUUCCCAGCUGCACACUGCAUCCGAAUCACUAAUCAUUCAGCUACAGAACUGAAGUGGAAUGGGUAGAAACUUGUAUACUGUCUUCCAACCUCAGAUGUGAAGAAAAUAAAAUUUAAUGUUUUCCAUUUAUCAUGAAGGACCAAGAAAUUCCAGGUCGCAUGUGUUUUUGUAAUGAUGGAGGAAGUGAAGUUUCUCCCUAAGAACACGAAAUGGAAUAUGAACUUUUUUAGACCCCAUGGUGUACUGCAUUGCAAAUGAAAAAUAAGCAAGAUUUCAGUAAUUUGGCUGCUCAUGUUUCUUUACUGUGAAUGGGAAGGAAAAAAGUAUUUCCCACCUCAAGGUUUUGAAUUUGAUUAUUCACAUGGGGCCCAUGUAUUAAUAGUAUUAUUCCUUCUAAUAAGGUAUGUGUUUUUAAGGAUUCUUUAAAAAUAAUUUGUUACUGAAACCAUUUUAACAGAUAUAGGUACAAUGAAUGCAAGGCUCCUGCAUAGCAUACUGUGCAGGAUUAUUUGCAGUUGAUAUUCUCAGAAGAAAAAAAGCACAGGUAAAUUGCCAAAGCUUCUUUUGUGUUCGGAGAAUCGGCAGAAGCAGGCAGCAGAAACUAAAGAAAAUGCAAAAUAUUAAGACAAUGCCGACAGUUAUUCUGAGAAUUCAUAAUUGGAGGGGAAGGAGUAGAGAAUGUUGGCUUAGUAUACUAUGUGCCAGAAACAAACCCCAAGUGUGUGGAUCUAUUAUAAUCUAUUUACCUUUGGUGAGUAGUUCAGUCUUUUCUACUCAAUCACUGUCAUAGCAUAUGGACCAGCAAAAUUUCCUUUUGUCUCCUUUUAUCGUGAUUCCCCUUUGUUUCAUUUUUGGUCUGUCAGGGUAACCAGCAGUGCAAAGUAUGGGACAAAUGACUUUUACAUAGAAAUCCUGGGAGACUGUGUAACAAUAACAACAAAAAAGCAAAAUGAUGUUCCAUGUGUUCUCUGUCUCCUUGUCCUAGGCUAAAAGAUAUAAAAAGCAAGCAUGGGGGGGGGGGGGAGUCCUUCUUUCCUACUGCUGCAGAGGACCUUUGCUUUAUAAGCAAAUUUUUUUUUAUUAGAGCUGAAUAUAGGUGGGGGAGGGAAGGCAAUAUGCUUUAUGUAAAGAUUGUUUUUAAAAUAGACAUAGUUUACAUAGGUAUCCUAUAAAAUGUGUAUCUGAAUUUAUUGAUUUUAAAUAGGUUUGAAGGUACCAAAAACCAAGCUGAAAAUGAGCAAAUAUGGAGACAUUGGUUUAAAAAAAAAUGCCCAUUGGUAGCUAGAACAUUAAUAGAGAGAGAGAGAGAGAACCAAAAAAGAAUUUCAAAGGAAGAGCCUAUAUCAGGUGUAACUACAGCACUCCAAGAUUUAAUAUUAUUUCUUCCUAUUAGAUUAUGAUGUGGGGCGGCAAAUUAAAUUGCACUCUGUGAAGGUUGGAUUUUUUUCAGAAACUAGUCUCUGAUUUUAUCCUGUUUUUAAAUGCACAACUUUUUUCUAUACUAUAAUAUUUCUUUGCUGCAGCUGGAAAACAAAAAUUGCUUAGACUGCUGCUUUUGUGCCUUUUAAAAAUGCAUUCUGUCUUGGCAAUGGCAGACAUGUUUGGUGCUGGAGAAGGUUCACUUGCAGUCUUUCAUAUGCUUUCCAGAAUAUCUAGCUCUUCCUAUUUAUAUCACAUAUAUGUUUGUGUAUAUAUAUGUGUGUGUGUAUAUGCAUGUAUAUACACACACAUAUGAUAUAAAUAAAAUUAGGCUGUGAGAAUAUUGGUGUUAUGACUUUGCCCUGGGCUAAAUUCAGGACUACUAUACUGUAGGUAUAAUGUGCUGAAUAAGAAUGUCACAAAAUAAGGGGAAAUGAUGUGGGCUAUAUUAGUUACUAUGAAUUACUAUAUAAUACCCUGAUAUUUUUUUAACAUGUUUAAAAGGCAGCAUAUUUAGGUCUCAUAAUUUCAGUAUGGCCUCUCACAAAAUAUCAGUAAACUUUAACUUACUGAUUUUUUGUUUUAAACAGAGACUACUACAUAAGGCAUUUUUUAAAACUUUUUCAUUUAUAACUUAAAUUAUAAAAUACUAAUGCAAAUGGAGAAAUGGAAAAACACAACAAAAACAUAUUUCAUAAUGAAUUGGGCAGCUCAGAUACUCUCAUUAACAUCUUCAUGACAAAUCCUAUAUAAAGGAAGAUAAUUUUAAAAAAUUUUUUUCUCUGUACUGGCUCUCUACCACCAAAUUUUCUAGUCAGUGGAAUGUUCUUUAACAGCCUAAGCAAUGUAUAGCCAGGUCCUCUCUCAAUACUUUGAAAAUACCCUCAAAAUCUCAUACAUUAUGUCUUAUCUACAGUCUUCAUUAGUUAUUUUUCAGUCAUGUCCAACACUUGGUGACCCCAUUUGGGUUUUUUUUUUUGGCAAAGAUACUGCAGUA
Molecule: messenger RNA, 6107 nt
Organism: Phascolarctos cinereus (koala)
Lineage: Eukaryota; Metazoa; Chordata; Mammalia; Diprotodontia; Phascolarctidae
Gene: MAP3K2
Product: mitogen-activated protein kinase kinase kinase 2
Biological process (GO): protein phosphorylation
Molecular function (GO): protein kinase activity; ATP binding; protein binding
Source: RefSeq, a predicted model, not a curated record